Messenger RNA from Anguilla anguilla (European eel), 1571 nucleotides. It is a transcript of the gene ckma, whose product is annotated as creatine kinase, muscle a. The transcript is spliced from 8 exons. NCBI's taxonomy places the organism in Eukaryota, Metazoa, Chordata, Actinopteri, Anguilliformes, Anguillidae. Bases 128 to 1273 code for a protein of 381 amino acids. Gene Ontology annotation, molecular function: creatine kinase activity. The record is from RefSeq and is a predicted model, not a curated record. Gene Ontology annotation, biological process: phosphocreatine biosynthetic process.
GGGGUAUAUAAGCUAAGGGCUAAAACCUUCAAACUUGGGCAACCCCUAAUAUUGGCUUUGGUGAACAGGAUCUGAUCCCAAGGACUGUUACCUCUUUCUUUUGUGCAGACCACGUAAGAAAGCAAUCAUGCCUUUCGGAAACACUCACAACAACUUCAAACUGAACUUCACCGUUGAGGAAGAGUACCCAGACCUCAGUCAACACAACAACCACAUGGCCAAAGCCCUGACCAAGGAGAUUUACGGCAAGCUGAGGGACAAACAGACCCCCAGCGGCUACACUCUGGAUGAUGUCAUCCAGACUGGAGUGGACAAUCCAGGCCACCCCUUCAUCAUGACCGUUGGCUGUGUUGCUGGUGAUGAGGAAUCUUAUGAGGUUUUCAAGGAUCUGCUGGACCCUAUCAUCUCUGACCGUCAUGGCGGCUACAAGUCCACAGACAAGCACAAGACUGACCUGAACUUUGAGAACCUGAAGGGCGGUGAUGAUCUUGACCCCAACUAUGUUCUGAGCUCACGUGUGCGUACUGGGCGCAGCAUCAAAGGAUACACCCUGCCCCCUCACAACAGCCGUGGUGAGCGCAGAGCUGUUGAAAAGCUGUCUGUUGAGGCUUUGAACAGCCUGGAUGGAGAGUUCAAGGGAAAGUACUACCCCCUUAAGAGCAUGACCGACAAGGAACAGGAGCAGCUGAUUGCUGACCACUUCCUGUUUGACAAGCCUGUCUCCCCCCUGCUGCUGGCUGCUGGUAUGGCUCGUGAUUGGCCUGAUGCAAGAGGCAUUUGGCACAAUGACAACAAGACCUUCCUCGUCUGGGUGAAUGAAGAGGAUCAUCUGCGUGUCAUUUCCAUGCAGCAAGGUGGCAACAUGAGAGAGGUGUUCAGACGUUUCUGCGUGGGCCUGCAGAAGAUUGAGGAGAUCUUCAAGAAGCACAACCAUGGCUUUAUGUGGAAUGAGCAUCUGGGCUAUGUGCUGACCUGCCCCUCCAACCUUGGCACCGGCCUGCGUGGUGGUGUGCAUGUCAAGUUGCCCAAGCUGAGCACACACGCCAAGUUUGAUGAGAUCCUUACCAGGUUGCGCCUGCAGAAACGUGGCACAGGUGGUGUGGACACUGCGUCUGUGGGGGGUGUUUUUGACAUCUCCAAUGCUGACCGUCUGGGCUCCUCUGAGGUUGAGCAGGUCCAGCUGGUAGUUGAUGGUGUGAAACUUAUGGUUGAGAUGGAGAAGAAGCUGGAGAAGGGAGAAGCCAUUGAAAGCAUGAUUCCAGCUCAGAAGUAAAGAGGGAGUUGCACUUUUUAUAUUGUGAAAGCCAACAACACACAUGCCGACAUGGCCUUUCUAGAGACUCUUGACUCCAUUCUUUCAUCCCUAUUCUUUUUUCUCUUCUCUUCCUCCUUUUUCCAUUCUGUCUUUUUCCAUAUUUCCUGUGCUAUUGGUAAAAUCCUGGGAUCACGCCUCCACCACCAGGCAUUCCUGAAAUUGUGACAUCACCAACAUUUUUAUUGGUUUAAGAAUCAGGAAACAAUUCAAUAAAACUAGCCCCAUGACACAAUCAAUAAAGAUGAUCUGGUCUUCA